Platichthys flesus (European flounder) is the source of this 2109-nucleotide messenger RNA. RefSeq lists its product as uncharacterized. The coding region runs from base 153 to 773 and encodes 206 amino acids. The transcript has 3 exons. NCBI's taxonomy places the organism in Eukaryota, Metazoa, Chordata, Actinopteri, Pleuronectiformes, Pleuronectidae. Gene Ontology annotation, cellular component: plasma membrane. Gene Ontology annotation, biological process: cell surface receptor signaling pathway. The record is from RefSeq and is a predicted model, not a curated record.
UAAUUUGACAUUUCACUUUGGUCCGUGUCCAAUUCAAUAACACAGAGAAGGCUGGGUUUGUGACCUGUACUGCAGCCAGCCACCAGGAGGCAAUUGAGAUUCACUGGCUUCACUUUUGGGGGGGGCAGUCAGUAUCAUUGCACAUCACUAACAUGCUCGUCACACUCAUUUAUCUGUCACUUCUUUUACAAUCUGGUCUGGCUGUUGUUGUUCAGCAGUCUGGAGAUCAAGCCUCUCGCCCAGGAGACAAAGUGAUGCUGGAGUGCAGCCUGGGUCCACGGUUCAGCAUGGGCAGUUACACCAUGUACUGGUACCGACAAAACCACUACGCAGCUCAGGUGGAGUUUCUCACCAAAGAAUACGACCAAAAUUUCUCCGACUGCGUACAAAUUCUCCAGCCUCCUUUUGUAUUCAGCCAUGACAAAGACAAAAGUGUGACGCUGAAGUGUGAACAAGAUGAUAAUCAAUAUUAUUACAUGUUCUGGUUUAGACAGAGAAACAGUGGGGAAUUAAAUCAGGUGGCAAGUUCUCCUGGAAAAGAUUCAUCGAACAUUGAGGCUCCUUUCAAAGAAGACAAGUACACCAUGUCAAGGCCGACACUGCUCAGCUCCUCUCUGCAGAUACACCCUGUUGAGGCUGGAGACUCAGCUGUGUAUUACUGCGCCUCUACAAUAGCACAGCGGUUCAGAGAGCCUCAGCAGCUGAACAACAACUUGAGGAACACACCAGGAAGAGAACAGGUGGAGGGGCGAGUAAAAGAGGCUAGACAUUAAUUGGUACUAGUUUCUCAGUUGUGAUUAGAAAUAAAAGAUGUCCCUCCUUUUAGGAUUUAUAACAGACACUUUAUAUUAUAUUCUAACGUUUGAGAUCAUACACUGACCUCUACAGGGUUCACGUGAGACUACAUGUGGGUGAGGUAGUAAAUAAAAUGUACUCUAUUGUGAAAUACUGCAAAAUCAUUUAAUGAAGCAUGUGUGAAAUUGUGUGGAUAUGUUGUAUUUGUACAAAUAUUUGCGAUAGAAAAAGGGGACACACUCCCGACUCAUUUGACAAAAGAAAAGUAAUGACCUGUUGAAGAUAGUUAGAAGAUAUGUUGUUUAGAUGCUGCUAUAAAUAUGAUUUAACUUGUAAAGAAAUGGAAGUUAUGGAAGUUAAGUUAGACAUUAUCAGUAGUGUUGUACUUCAUCAUGAUAUUCUGAUUUAUUUCUAAAAAAUAAAAAGGUGUUAUGUCAACUGAGCCGUCAUUAUAUAGAAUAAUACAUUCAAAGCCAAAAGUUGAAAACUGCACUAAAAGACAUCAUAGAGCUGAAGGCGACCGGAUUGGCUUUUACUAGUUUCUACAUUUCAAGCUCGACAUUAGAAGACAAACGAGUAAUUUGAGGCUCAUCUGUAUCAGUCACAUCAGUGAAUUUUCCUUCGUAUUUCUAUGUCUCUUCUCAGAUAAAUGGGUGGAUAAGGAGGUGUGACCAUGUAUGAUGUCAUUUCCUUUGAGAGGCUAAAAUAAACACAACAGACAAAACAGUUCCCUCAGAAAACGCUUCUUUUCUUAGCCGACACAGAAAUAGCAGCAGUCAGACUCUUUGCCGUUCAGCUGUCAGUGAGUCCAACCUGUACAGCUGCUCUCAGAGAGAUGGAGCAUGAGAUAUGGAGACGCUGGGUGGGGGUGGGAAACAGUGAAGAAAAACAACAUCAGGUUUUUGUGUAGUGUUUUCUCACAGUGGGGACAGGGGGCCACGGUGAUAAAUUCCCAUAGACCUGCCGUACAAAAACCUCCUCCCAUUGACACCCAUUGUGUAGAUGGCUGUUUGUAACCUGGGGCUCUCGAUGGAGCAGAAAACAUCAACACUCUGAAGGUGUGUUUGAUGUCAGGUCACACUGGCACUGGAAAGAUGAUAACAAUGAAGAAUUUGGCUGAAACACAGUCUUACAUUUUUAUAUAUUUCAUUAAAAUGGAGGAUUGUUUAACUUUGGUUGUAUAAAACAAAGCAGAUUUGGAAAGAUGAAGCUCAUCCCACAGGAUUUAACCUUUUUUCAUCCUCUGGAUUAUUAGGCUGUGUCCUAACUUUAUGUUUAUGGGAUGUUUUGUGACUUUUUGGUGAAGGAGACAGU